AGCAACACUCGCGGCGCCGCCCCGCCUAGCGCGCGAGCCUGCGAGGUGUGGUGGCGAGGCACAACAUGGCGGUCUGAGGGCACCCCGCUGGACGAUUACUACCACGGAAGAACAAACUUUUCUCGCGGAUAUCGAAGAGUGCGGUACAGGUGUUAUCGAAGCAUAUAGUUCCUGGAAUAUAAGGGUGAAAAUUAAGAGUGUAUAAUGUGACCACAAGAGUUCCAGGAACCAUGCCACUCAUCUCAAAGUUCAUAGAUAUAUUCAAGAGUGGAUCUUCAGCCAAGAAGAAAAAACAUUUUCACAAUGUUCGUCUGGACAGCCCUGAAGAAUUCUGGGAGAUUAUUGGGGAGCUUGGAGAUGGAGCCUAUGGCAAGGUGUACAAGGCUUUACACAAAGAAACUAAGCAACUUGCAGCCCUCAAGCAAGUUGCACUGGAGGAGGAAGAGGAUCUCGAGACAUUUAUGAUAGAGAUUGAUAUUCUCGCUGAAUGCAAGCACAAGAAUGUUGUAGAAUUACUAGAAGCAUACCAUUAUGAUGGGAAACUUUGGAUGUACCUGGAAUAUUGUGAUGGAGGGGCUAUGGAUUCUGUAAUGGCUGAUCUUUAUCGACCUCUCACUGAACCCCAAAUUGCUUAUGUUUGUAAAUAUCUUGUUGAAGCCCUAGCCUAUAUCCACUCUCAUAAGGUGAUACACCGGGACCUGAAAGCGGGUAAUGUUCUUCUGACCAUGGAAGGAGGAGUGAAAUUAGCCGAUUUUGGAGUCUCAGCCAAAAAUAAAAACACAUAUGACAAAAGAGGAACAUUCAUUGGAACGCCGUAUUGGCUGGCACCGGAAGUCAUCUUGUGUGAAACAUUUAUUGAUGCCAAAUAUGACUACAAAGCUGAUGUAUGGUCAUUGGGUAUUUCACUUAUUGAGUUUGCCCAGAUGGAUCCUCCUAAUCAUGAAAUUUCUCCCGUCCGUGUCAUGCUCAAGAUUCAAAAGUCAGAUCCUCCCAGACUAGAUUACCCUUCCAAAUAUUCCAAAGAGUUCAAUGACUUCAUCAGCAAGUGCCUUGUGAAGGAUCCUGCCCUGAGACCAACAGCUCCAGAACUCCUAAAGCAUCCAUUCAUCAGCAAAGACCUUGACUCUAAGCCCAUCCGAGAUCUGCUGCUAGAGUACAAGGCUGAGGUUGUUGAUGAGGAGGUUGAUGAAGAUGGUGAUGAUCAGCGCAUUUCCCGGAUUAGUGAAGAUGAACCUAGUCAUGAAAGCCCAUUCUCAGACUCCACCACUACCUUAUGUAAUCUCCGGAAUGAUGAUAGUACUGUAGAAGAAAACAGGCCGCCAUCAGCAAAAGAAAAGAGUGAGGUGGUGGUGCCAGCAUUAGGUGAGCGGAGAAAGGGACCUGCUCCUCCCCCCCCAAUUGCUGGAAGUUCAGCCAGCACCCCAACUUCUAGUGCUAGUUCUACCCCUGCAAAGAAGGGUCCUGCACCUGCUGUCCCAGCUAGCACCACCCCUAAACCUAGAGCCCCCUCUCCUGUUGAUACAUCCUCUAAUGCUGAAGUAGGUGAGUCAGUAGUGACUACUCCAGCCCCAGCCAUCAGUGAUAUAAAUAAACAAAUGACAAGCACCCCCUCAGGAAAGAGCCAGCCACCUUUGCCUGUCACUAUUAAUGAAAGUCCAGUGCCUACUAAAGAAUCUAUGUUAGUACCCGAAGUCGAUACUUCAGUCAAGGAAAAUAAUUCUUCCGUCCCAAGUGAAGAGAAUGAAAAUAAAGAAAGGUCAAGUGUAUCUAAUAUUUCAACCAAAUCUAAAGACACACACAUGAUGGAUUAUAAUGAGGCUGCUGAGAAAACACCAGGCAAGGAAAGAGAUGGCAAUGACAGUACAAGAUCUCUAUGCAUGGAUGAACAAUUAAAUGAAAGAAUGGAAGAUGUUACUGACACCAAUAAUGAAAAUACUGAAAUUGCAGUGUCAGAGGAAAAUCAUGAAUCUGAUAUGGAAUUGCCAUCAGCCCAGAAAUUAGAGGAACUUGAACAGGGCUCACUCAGUACUGAAAUAAAAGUAAAUCCAGUUCAUGAAAGUGAAAUAGAUAUUGGAACGCCUGGUGUUAAUAUGCUCACGAAUGAGUCUUCAUUACACCCUCAAGCAUCAGAUAUAUCAUCUUCCACUUCCAGUUCACCAUCUGUUAUUUCAACUGACCAAAGUUCUAAUGAACAGAAUUCACAGGAAGCACCAGUAAUGCCACCUUCUGCAUUCCUAACUCCAACUUCACCAGAGGCAGUUAUUGCUUCCAUAGGCAGUGAUGCUACAGUAAUUGUCCGUACUCCCACUCCAACCCCUCAGGAGUCAACACAACCUGUGAAAAAAGAUAGUGUUGUCACAUAUUCUGGUCCUGCAAUUGUUGAGAAGGACUUAAAAACAGAACCUUCAACUCACGAAGACUCAAAUCCUACCUCGAAAAUAUCCUCCACAUCCUCUUCAUCAGUGUCUGAGGCAGAAGAACAGGCAAUACUCUGCUUAGAAUCAGCCAUUGAGAGUGUUAUGGAUGUAGCAUUAAUUAAGAGUACCCAAGACCUUGAAAAGGAUUCAACUGUUACUCUUAGUGGGUCCUCAGUUAUUCUGUCUCCAGAUGAAGAGGAGAUGAGGAAAGAAGAUGUGCCCAUUGCUGAAGCUGUAUCCUUAGAUUCCCUUCCAAAAGAAAAUAAGCCAGAGGGCAUCACGGAGGUUCAUGUACUUCCAAAUGAUGGCCAUAAGUUAGAUGAAAGUGAAGUUGUGAUCUGCAAUUCUUCUAUACUUCAUGAGGGUCAGCAACCAGAAUCUCAUUCAUCUACACAGUCUCGAUAUGAAGUGACAGUUGAAGAAACUAAAGGAGAAGUUGUCUCUCCACUUCCAUCCACAAAUGACACCACCCAUAUUUCUGUUGUGUCAGUGGAUGCCUUGGAAGAAAAAGCAGAUACUAAGAGAGUAGAAAAUACUCCUUCCCCUGAAGCAACAUCAACAGCUCUUGUUGAUCAGAAGAGCCCAACCAAGAAGUCUCUUGUUCAAACUGAGACAGACCACCAGGGACACUUGGAAACCUCAUCAAACAUUUCCAACAUUUCAAAUGUCAGUGGGGGUACAGCCUCAACUGGACAGUCUGAAAGCUCGGCAGAAGAGGAAAAUCGACCCGCUUUGUCUGUUCACAUUGAGGGUACAACUGUCGAGGCAACAGAUGUGGAUGAUGAUGAAGUGUUUAAUAACUCAGAGCUUGUUGCUAAGAGCGCCUCAGUUCCAUGCUCCCCAGAGGUGAAGAUUCUUUCUAAUGGUGUUGGCAAGGAGACUCAUAGAACAACAGAAAAAUCUGACUGGGAUGCCGUAAGCACAACUAGUUCAGAAAAGGAAAACAGGCACAGAGAAAAGGACGAUGAAAGUCUGGAUGAGGUUGUCUUGAGAAGAUCACAAAGAAGUAACUCUUCAGACAUUUCACUUCAGCCUUUAGACAAGAACAAAGAAAACAGGCACAUGAGAAGCAAAGCAGAGAAUGAUUUGGUUGCUCUUCGUAAGAAGACUAGAAAGCGCACCAGGAAAUUUGUUGUUGAUGGCGUAGUUGUUACAACAAGACAGGUGUUUUAUGAAGAUGAAGGAACUGCAACAGGACACUUUGCACGAAAGCAGGAAUUACGAGAAUUGAAGAUCCUCCAGAAAAUCGAACAAAAGCAGUUUCAAGAAUUAGCUGUUAAAGCAAACUUUGCCAAAGCUGAACAAGAUAAAAAAUUUGAAUUGGAAAAGCAACAACUCUUACGGACUUAUGACACUGAUAUUGAAGCCUUGAAUAGGCAGCAAAAGCAACAAGUGGAAAAAGCAGAAAGUUUACAGGAAGUGGAAUUGAAAAAUGCAAGUAAGAAAAUAAGGGCUGAGCAAGAGCGAGAAUUAAAAGCCUUUAGAGAAUCUCUCAAGACAGAGCUGAAACUCUUGAAACAAGAGAUUGAUUUGCUACCUAAAGAGAAGCGAAAGGACAUCUUUAAAACCCGCAAAGAACGUUUGGACAUGGACCAAAGUGAGAGGGAAAAAGCAUUCCUAGAAAGGCUUCAUGAAUCUCAUGAGGUAUCUCUUAAAAGAUUAGGCGACGAUCACCGUGAAAGAAUAGCUCUCCUUGAGCGCCAGUUCCUCCAGCAGAAGCAUCAGCUCCUAAGAUCUAGAGAGUCAGCCCUCUGGGAGAUGGAGGAAAGGCACCUUCAUGAAAAACACCAGUUAUCCAAGAGGCAACUUAAGGAUAUAUUUUUCCUUCAAAGACACCAGAUGCUCCUGCGCCAUGAAAAAGAAUUGGAGCAGGUGAAAAGAGUGAACCAGCAAAAGGAAGAGGAACUUAUAAAGAGACAGCAGGUCGAGAAGCGGCAGUUGCCCAAAAGAAUUCGCCAAGAAAUGAAAGCACGCGAGCUUAUGUUCCGAGAGAGCAUGAGGAUCAGCACAUCACAUCUUCCUGACUCUCAUGAGGAUGAGAAAGAUAAGAUCAGAAAGUUCCAGGAGAAUGAAAAGCGCAGGUAUGAAGCAGAGAAGAAACGUGCAGAACAAAAACAUCUGCGAAAGUUAGAAGAACUUCAGGCAGCCUCUGAAUACACAGUCAAAGAAUUAGAACAAUUACAGAAUGAAAAGCGAAAGAUGCUUAUGGAGCACGAAACAAAUAAGCUCAAAUCACAAGAUGAAGAGUACCAGAGAGAACUGCGAGAAUGGAAGGAGAACCUGAAACCCCGUAAACAGAAAUUGGAAGAGGAAUUUGAGAAACAACUAAAUGAACAGGAACAGUUUUAUGGAGCUUAUUUAAACAGAAGUCUUGGUUCAGCCUUAACUCCUUCACAGUCAUCAUCCAGUCUUGCUCGAUCUAAUACAUCUUAGAUUAUACAACUGAAAGGUGACAGUAUUUUUACAUAUUCAAAGUCAGCCUAGUAUAUGUAUAUUGUAGUUCAUUUUAUAUGAAUAGCAACAUAGUUGUUUAAGAAUCUUACACUCCAUAUAUUAUAUAUAUUAUUAUUAAUGGUGUUCAUGCUAUAACUGAAGAAGAAUCAAAUCUUGAAAUACACUUUACCAAGAGGAUUUUUCCAUAUGUAAAGUUUUGCAGUUAAAAAUGUAUAUUGGUACAGUAAGAUAUUGAUAAUAGGUCAGUUUUGUGUACUUCCAUGGAGUAAAUAAUUAGGAAUGAAGUCAUCGCUUCAUCCUCUGUGUUAUGAUAUAUUUCCAGUGAAUUCUAUACCUAGGAAAAUAAUGUUCUAAAAUAAAGUAUGAAGUGAAGUAAUCACAGUGUAGAGUCUCAGUCAACCUGGCUUAACAUGAGCCCAUUAUCAUCUUCACUUGUGUUAAGCUGAUGUGUACAUUAUGAAUACUUGUAAAGAAAAAUAAGUAAAUAAAUAAAGUUAAAUGAUAAUUACGCCAGAUAAACUCUUGGGCCAUGCAAUAAACCUUUUACUUACCUUUUGCAAAAUACCUCCCAUUUGUCCGUUUCAUUUAAGGCCAAGGUUAGCUCCUCUUUUUUUUUUUUUUUUUUUUUUUUUUUUUUUCCUCCAACACUUAACUAAAAUGUUUCUUGACCAAGCUGCUCUUACCUGUAAAAUAUAUAAUAAUUUUUUUUAUUUUGUUUUCCUUAUUUUGUUUGAAUAAGUAAAGGUAUGUCAAUCAGUUUCAUAGGAUGCAUUUUUAACUUAAAACUACUGGUAUUGUGAACUGACUGCUGCUGCAUAGUUUAGAAUUUACUUUACAACAUGAGUUUACAAUGUCAACUGAAGAAUAAAGGAACAAAAUAUUAAUAAAAAAACUAUUCACAGAUGCCCAAAACAUUCAGUAAAACAAGCAACAUAUUUAUCCUGCUAUUUUGAAACUAGCUUGUAAGAAAUCUUUACAUUAAACCUAGAAAAUAUUUUUGCAAAGUUCACACAACCAGAGGGAAAGUAUUACAAGCCGGUUAGUAUUUUUUUUACAUAGUUCUUUAAAAAUAAACAAGUGUUUAUUUUUUUAUAUUAUGUUCAGAUGAUAGACACCUUUUGAAAUAAUUACAGGUAACACUCGAUUUACGCGAGUUUGGUUUACAUGUUUUUUUUAAAUAAUGCGGGGUCCAAAAUCCAAAUAAAUAUUUAAUUUACACGUUUUUUCACUCAUACGCGAUAUUUUAUGGAGUGGCCACCAGAUGUCUCACGCAACUGGACUCUCACGGCGCCACGGCCACAUACCUGAGCUCAGUUCUUCCCGCGCGCCACUUGAACAAUACAGUACCCACGCUGCCACGCUAUUCAACAAUAGGGGUGGGCAGGUACCGGUACCAGUACUGGUACUAAAGGUACCAGCUAUCUCUGAUGCACCGGUACCAGACUGCUCGGUACCAGUACCAAUACUAGCCAGUCGUUCAUGGUGUCCCUCAUUUCUUCCUCACACGAGUGAGACUGAGACUGAGUGCCUGAGUGGAUAUCUCAGUGAUGUGGAUACUCUCUCUCUCUCUCUCCACUGAAUGAAGUGAAUAAUUAUUUUUCGAUAGAAACCUACCUCUUGUUUGAUUUACAUUGUUUUUGAUUUACGCGACCUCUUCAAGGACACAAUAUUCACGUAAAUCGAGAGUUACCUGCAUUGAUUUAUAUUGUGUAACCUGCACUUGAAAUUUAUAGCAGACCAAAAGUCCAGUGUUUGCAGUAGAUGUGCUAUAUAUUUUCUUUUCUUAAAACAUUUUGCUCAUGUGACCAUAACAUCUUUGUAUUUGGUCACAGCAUUUUGAAGCCAAAUUUUAUGAAAUAUAAUGUGUGAAAAUAUUUGGCUGUUAACAGUCCUGCAAUACCAAAAGUCUUGCUUGUGCAAUAUACAAACAUGACUAAAUUAAUUUCUAGAUAAACUUUACUUGUAUUUGUUA
Eriocheir sinensis (Chinese mitten crab) is the source of this 6843-nucleotide messenger RNA. It is a transcript of the gene Slik, whose product is annotated as serine/threonine-protein kinase 10-like. Gene Ontology annotation, biological process: protein phosphorylation. Lineage: Eukaryota; Metazoa; Arthropoda; Malacostraca; Decapoda; Varunidae. The record is from RefSeq and is a predicted model, not a curated record. Gene Ontology annotation, molecular function: ATP binding; protein serine/threonine kinase activity.